UUUAUUGGCUACCACGUCGCUUGUUGCCGCGUUCUGUGUGUACCUAAGCUCCAUUAGAGAUCACUGCUGGAUACAGUUGAUAGUUGUCAAAGUGAAGAUAAAGGAGAACCGGAGCCAUGGACGGUGGUCAGCCGAAAAACACCGAUUCACAAUUUAUAUCCUUCAACGAUUUCACACCGAUAAGUCAGGCUGGUAACACCGAGGGACAGCUAGGCACCGGGCCUUCCACUCAUCAGCCAUUCAAUAACCUCCCCAACGACUCCACUGGCGUCGGUAUUAUAGAAGAUCUACAGGGAUUACCCAAUAAAAAUGAAAGCAACUCUCAACACAGCUUCUGGGCGAUCGAAUAUUACCAGAAGUUCUUCAAUGUCAAUACAAACGAUGUCUUGGGGCGACUCAAGCGAUCCAUGAUACCAUAUGGUCGCGACAAUUACUUUAUAACGCACAUUAGACCAAAUCCAGACUUAUACGGGCCCUUCUGGAUAUGCUUGACUCUGGUCUUCUCCAUUGCAAUCAGCGGGAACAUGGCGAAUUAUUUGCAGACUGCUGGCUCUACUAAAUUCCACUGGAGAUAUGAUUUCCAUGUCGUCUCCUACGCAGCUACUUGUAUAUUCCUAUAUGCCUGGCUUGUGCCAUUGGCUCUGUGGGGCGCAUUAAAAUGGACUAACAGCUCGAGAAAUACUGAAGAAGAACUGAUUGAGUCUUACGCUGCUCCGAGAAUAAUAGAACUUCUGUGUCUCUAUGGAUACUCUCUAACUAUCUACAUUCCAGUGACAUUUCUGUGGACGAUUCAAAUUGGCUGGUUGCAGUGGUGCUUGGCCAUAGUAGCGACGCUUUUAUCCGUAGGAGUUUUGCUGCGGUCGUUAUUGCCAGUCAUCGCAGGUAAACAUCGAAUAAUAUACGUUGCCGUGAUCCUGGGGAUGCAUCUGCUAUUGGUGGCAGGCUUUAUGCUAUAUUUCUUUCAUCCAUCCAAGAGCGCCAUACUGCCCACGAAUGAAUUGUUGCCUUCUCCAACGCAAGCCAAAGUGUUGCACAACGUAGAAAACAUGUUGCAAAACAACAGCCAAAUCGCGGCAACAUCCUCGACAUCUUGAAACGUCCACACGCAGAUUCAAGAAUAAGGACAAUUCCCGAGACUACGAGGAAAACUAUUACUCCUCCGUUCGUGCGCGUGUGUGUGUGUGUAUAUAUAUAUAUCGGAUACGAUUUUAUUUAAAGGAACACCGCACCGUCGCGUAUCUCCAGUAAUCAACGCGCGGAAUGGAACGCACACACACUGCUACCAAUCGGCAUCGCGUCCUCGUUCGCUCGUAAAAAUAAUAUUUAUACUAUAAUAUGUAAUUAUGUGAAGUAAUUAUGGCGCACCAAGAAUAAAAAUGAAUACGCAUUGCUACGAA
This is a messenger RNA of Dinoponera quadriceps, 1397 nucleotides long. Its product is annotated as protein YIPF1. NCBI's taxonomy places the organism in Eukaryota, Metazoa, Arthropoda, Insecta, Hymenoptera, Formicidae. Gene Ontology annotation, biological process: vesicle-mediated transport. Gene Ontology annotation, molecular function: small GTPase binding. The record is from RefSeq and is a predicted model, not a curated record. The transcript is spliced from 4 exons. Gene Ontology annotation, cellular component: Golgi apparatus; membrane. Bases 117 to 1094 code for a protein of 325 amino acids.